Messenger RNA from Phytophthora nicotianae INRA-310, 3705 nucleotides. RefSeq lists its product as hypothetical. The transcript has 2 exons. The record is from RefSeq and is a predicted model, not a curated record. The coding region runs from base 21 to 1805 and encodes 594 amino acids. NCBI's taxonomy places the organism in Eukaryota, Oomycota, Peronosporomycetes, Peronosporales, Peronosporaceae.
AAUCGAUCAGAUCAGAGUCGAUGGAGGCAACGGCACCUACUUCGAAGCGACCGGGUCGCUCUGGGCUUGCGCCGGACAAGAAUGCGUACAAUCACUACGCCCGUAGUUGCCGCGAAGGAGUAGCUCAGGCGCAUCCCUCGUGGUCCGUUCAGCAAGUUUCGUCGGAGCUGGGACGGCAGUGGAAAGCUCUAACGGCUGCAGAACGCAAGCCGUGGAUCGAGUUGGCGCAGUUUGACAAGGCGCGUUUCCACACCGAAGCUCGCCAGUACAUUCGCCAGCAACAGACAGAUGGCCAACCGGUGCAACUUCCGAUCAAGCGAAAGAAGAAACAGAAUGAACCGCGACAGCCCGACACAUCCUACAUUUGCUUCUGGAAAAGCCGAAGACCAGAAGUGGUAGCUGCUAACCCGUUGCUCGAUGCGCAACUCGUAUCGAAGGAAGUUGCAAGGCAAUGGAGGGCAUUGCCAGACAGCGAGCGGAAGAUUUGGGAAGAUAUGGCUGCAAAAGACAAGUUACGUUUUCAAGAGGAAAUUGCGUGCAUUCACCCAACAUUGGAGGUAGCUCCACAAAAUGUGUCCGCACUGAAAAGUCCUCUUAAAGACCCGUUCGCUCCCAAACCGGCGAAGACAGGCUUCCAGCUAUUCAUGAGCCACAACCGCGAGAGUUUUACACUAUUAAACAUGACGAUCAACGAGUUCCGCACUGAGAUGAGUCAGCUUUGGAAGCGUCUGAGUGAGGCUGACAAGAAUGAGUGGUAUGAGCUGGCUAAACAAGACGGACGGCGAUUUGAAAGAGAGAUGAACGCCUACAAACCUCCAGCCUACAUGGAUUCGGAGGUUCAACGCGCACACAAGCAUAUUGACGAGCUGAAACGUUUGACUCGCGGAGAUCCAGCGGCACCGCGGCUGCCGAGAAAUGCGUAUAGCGUGUAUUUGUCGACAAAGCGACAAGAAAUAGCAGCUCAGCACCCAGACCUCAAGAAUUCUCAAAUCAUGCGUGAAAUAGGAAUCGCGUGGAAGGCAUUAACUGACGACGAGCGCGCUCUGUACCAACGUAAGGCUGAAGAGGACGUGGAUCGGUUCCGGACUGAAAUGGAAGCUCACUUAGCACGGCAGUAUGAGGGUCAGCAAGCUUCAGACCAUCCAGCGAAGAAGCGGACACGAAAGCGGAAAUAUGAGCGACAGACACAUACACAUCAGGAUUUACGAGAACAAGAAAAACAAGAAGAUCAACAACAGCAACAGCAGCAGCUAGUUACUGUCCACAGAAAAGUCAAGGCACCGGUAGUUGGACGCAAAAAGCGGAAGACUGGACCCCCUCGUCGUCCAAAGACGGCCUACAACCUCAUGUACAUGUCCAAGCGCACAGAGUUACUUGCGACGUAUCAGAUGUCCCACAACGAAUGCUCAGCCCUCUGCGGUCGACUGUGGCGUCAGAUGUCGGAGGAAGAGCGCGAACCAUACAAACGCAUGGCUGUUGAAGACAAACGUCGAUAUGAGGUUGAAUUGGCGACCUACAAUGCGCAAGCGAGCGUCGCCAGCGAGGGAGCGUUGCGCGACUCGGCAGGGUUUCAAUACUUUUUCGAGGCCAAAUGCCGAGAGAACGAGAAGAUUUCUAGGAAUGAAGUUGCUGCAAUUUGGCGGGGUAUGUCGGAGCCACAUCAGCUGCUAUGGGCCGAACUUGCGAAUGACAGUCACCUACCCGGUGCUGAUGCGUCCGACGCGAAUCAAGAACGAACAGAAGAGCAGGGGCAUCUUGGAAUGAGUGCGAGCGCGGUGCUGACCCCGCAAGAGAGACUGCUCUGAUUGUAUGUGAAAACCUCUUUGGAACGAGUUUUGUUACUUCAUCUGUCAAGACGUUGUGCCUCGCCGGUGGAAUUUGGGCUGAGCAACAUUGGCACCUAGGGGAGUCAACGGAUAGGAAGGUGGCUGCGAGCACGAAACCACUGUAGUCCGGUGUGCUUCAAGCGAUUUGUCUAUAAAUAUGUUGGCAGGCGACUCAUAUUUGCUGUAGUGAAACGAAGCAAACACUCGUGAUGCGAGUAGGAGACGGAGACCUAGCGACUAUGAAUAGUGAGCUCCGUCGUGUGUUGCGGUUGCACCUACAUAUCUAUCGCGCCGAGGCAAACCUUUUGGUGUUGUUGUUAAGAUAUGGAUUCGCGGAGGAGCCAGUCUGCGCGUUGGUUUUGCUUUAUAUCCAGCCACACUUCGACACGUAACUGCUCGCGCACUUAAUGCCUUCCUUCUGCUUUGUGCGCUCGUAUUCAUACCUCAGCGGAUAGAGUACGAAACGAACCCAAGCACCCAGCUUUGAAUAUCUUUCUUGGAUCGACAAAGCUCACUUCUCAAGUUGGCGGCCGCCGCUCAAUCCACCGGAAUUACCAGUAGCGCAGCAGCAUCGGUAUCUUUGACAAUAGCGGACACCACCGCAACCUGGUCUGACAAACGCAACUCCUCGUCGAUGCUUCACGACCCAAUCUCGUCUGCAACACUCAUGUCCUUCUCCCCAUCAGCGUCUCCAUCAGUAGCAAGUCCAACCGACAGCAUUAUGUCUGCGGACUCCAGUCCAGCAUUGCUGCCGAUCACUGCUACCGUCACUGCUGAGCUGUUCGACAGCGAUUACAGUAACUCAAACUCACCAGCAAUCGUUCCUCUUGUGUCAUCGACUAGUGUAUCUCCACUAACGAUGUCACUUGAAACGUCAAAGUUGAAAUCAUCCGCAACAGCAGCCCCCGUCCCAACAUCGUCCAACGCAACUCACCAAAAGGGGCAAACAGGGAUGAAUGGAGGCCGCUGGACGGAGCAAGAACACCAAAGCUUCCUCGCGGGAUUGCGCCUUUAUGGCCGUGAAUGGAAAAAAGUGGCGGCCAAGAUCAAAACGCGCACAUCUGCACAGAUCCGAAGCCAUGCACAGAAGUAUUUCGCCAAGCUUGCACGCGACGAUGAAAUGCGCAAGCACAGCGGGCUGUCCAUGGUAAUGUCGGGGCCGGUCGGAUAUUUCAGCGACGGCGGUUCCUCCGUCGCACAGAAUAGCGGUGACGAGGAUGGUGAGGGAGCGGAUGCAUCUCGACAAAUGGCCCAUGGACGUUCAGCAGGACAAGCAAAAGGAACUGCUGCCAUUCUAAUUGCCCCGAUGGGCUCUGCUGUCAACGGACUUUACAAUCAAACAGCGACAACUACCAAAAAGAGAUCGCGAACAGCGGUGACAGGCUUUGAUGAUCAGCUCGGAAUGAGCUCGGCUCCUUCAAGAUAUCCGUAUAAGCUUCAAAAGAGAACAAUUGAUGCCGCACGUGCGGAGUACCUUCCGUCGCAGGAGGAGUUACUAGCAAAGGCAUCUCCAAAUCUUCGCCACCGGUUAUCCAGCCUCAUUGAAGCAGAAUUGUGUGCUCUUCAGGUCCUCUCAUGCUAUGCCAUGCUACAGCAGCAAGACCAAAUCUCAGCACCACGUCAAAAAGCCAAACGACAAGGCAGACCACGUAAGCUAGCGACUGUGACCGCAACUGCCGCCGGAAGCACCACAGCAUCGUCGCUUGGUCUAUCAAUGCUUUCAACGGAGCAAAUCCCAUCUACUUCAUCGAUCUAUUAAAGCACAAGCGGACACAACGCUUGAGUAAGCACGGCAGACAGAAAUUAGUUACCUGUUGCACUAGUUGUAUAAUUAUAAACACCAUCAAUACGAUAAAUACACGAGAGAAUACUCUUCCGU